AUUCUUUUGAAAUCAGUUUAGUUUUACACAUCGCACUGAGUGGACGUGUUUCUGUGUUUAUUCUGAAAUUUUAAUUAAAUUCUGUCAUUCAUCAAUCGAAUACUCACUAUUUCUGAUUAAAUGAUUGCUGCCGUAACGCGUGACUAUCCGGUGUGAUUUAUAAACAAUAAGUUUGUCAAUAAAAUCCAGUGAAACCGUUGUUAGCUGUACAAAAUAAUAGAAGAAACCGUGUCAAUGGACACGAUUCCCUUCCGAUGCAAUAAAUAAAUGUUAUUCGAAAAGCAAACUAAUUGUUCCGGAGAUGUAAUUAAAUUUCCAAUUGAAUUAUGAUUUAAGUGCUCAACAGUGAAUCGACUAAAUAAGUAAAUUUGUCUAUAGUGUGUGUUGGACUAUACCGUGAGAUUGUUUGAUAACAUUUGAUCUGUCAAAAUGUCGCAAAAAUAUUGCUUUUAUUUUGGAUUAUUUCUGCUAUUUUCUGCAGCCCAAGCUCACAUGAAUCUCUAUCUGAAUCAGCAUGAAGUGAUGCGGCUAUUGGGCCUUUCAGCUGAAUUAUAUUAUGUGCGAGACGGACAAGUGAAUGAGUAUGCACUUCAUUUUAUUGUUCCGGUUCCGGCAAAUGUUAGAGACAUUGCAUUCACCUGGCAAAGUUUGGCUGGACGACCGCUACCCUACAAUAUAAACAUUGCAACAUCGGAUGUAGCCGUUUUACCACGACCAACAAUGAAUAUAUCGCACACCGGUAAUAUGCCCACCAAUAUUGAAACAUUUUCGAUAGAAAUGCGAUGUACUGGACUGCGGCCAGCUGAAGUUGAAGUUACGAUAACCAUUGAAGUGACACUGAACCGAGCCACAAAUAAUGUAACGGAGUUGGUGUUCAAACGGAAGAAGAUUUGUUUGGAAAGUGACCACACAGAAAACAGCGUCGACGAUCCGCUACUGUUAGAAACAGUUGCAGCUCCACCGAGUGGAAUCAUGACAUUCGUUAUCGGCGGUAUUGUCGCAUUGCUAUUGGUUGCCGUUUUGAUUUCAAUUGCUUAUUGUACGCGGGGUUCGUCCAAACGUAAUUCGCACCACGGCCAACCAUUACGAACAUCAAGCUUUCAACGGCUGCAAACCCAUCCAUCGUCGGGUCCACCAUCGAUUAUCUUCCCACCGGCACCCACAUCAACACUUCCGCGCAGCAAAGUUGACUACUCCGAACCGGAAGAAUUGCAUCGUCGCAUUGCCGAGUUGACUGUACAGCGCUGUCGCGUUCGUUUAUCCAGUUUAUUACAAGAGGGAACGUUUGGCAGAGUUUAUCGUGGCACGUACAACGAUUGCCAGGACGUUUUGGUGAAAACUGUUGCGCAACAUGCCAGCCAAAGUCAAGUGUCGGUUUUGCUACAAGAAGGAAUGAGUUUGUAUGGGGCGUCUCACACUGGCAUUCUGUCUGUAUUGGGUGUGUCCAUUGAAGAUCAUACAACACCAAUUUUACUGUAUCCAGCUCCAGAUGGUACACGGAAUCUGAAGCUGUACUUACAAGAACCGGUUUCUCGAAGUCUAACCACCAUUCAAAUUGUAAUGAUGUCCUCACAAUUGGCAUUAGCAUUGGGUCAUCUGCACAGUCAUGGUGUCGUUCACAAAGAUAUUGCGGCACGAAAUUGCGUAAUUGACGACCAGCUCCGAAUAAAAUUGGCCGACAGUUCUCUGUCCAGAGAUCUGUUUCCCGCUGACUAUAACUGCUUAGGUGAUAGCGAAAAUCGUCCAAUCAAAUGGUUGUCAUUGGAAGCGUUACAGCGAAAAAUUUUCUCAGAAGCAUCAGACACAUGGGGUUUCGGCGUGUUAAUAUGGGAGCUGUGUACGCGUGCCCGUCAACCGUAUCAGGAAAUUGUUGAUGAUGAAAUGGAAGAUUUCCUCCGGAAAGGAUACAGACUAGCGCAACCAGUUAAUUGUCCCGAUCAACUUUUCGCUAUAAUGGCCUAUUGCUGGGCCCUGUCACCAAUGGAACGACCAACAUUCGGUCAGCUACAAGUUUGUCUCCAAGAAUUCUAUGCACAAAUAACGAAAUAUGUGUAAGCGACCAUCCAGUUAAUUGAAGCAAAAAUUGUUAAGACAUUUUGUACAGCCGACGCUAGCAGCGACAGUGAUUAGUCUGAUAGAUCUUUUUAUUACAAUAAUACUUAACGAAAUAUUCAUCUCAUAUUAGUGUUGUCCGCAUGAAAAUGGAAAACUUAAAGCAGCUGCUCAAGAUAAAUUACUCACACAAUACAGUAAGACUGCCCUCCGGGUUUUAAAUUUUUUUUUUGUUUUUGGUCAUUGUUAGGGAUAAAUUAUUUGUAAAGUUGUGCCAAAUAUUAAAAUUAAGGAACUUUGAGUAAUUAGGCGUGUAAGUAGACGAUUCUCGUUAAUAUGGUAGUGUAAAGGGAGUAAGCAAUGUGCAAGCUUUGUGAGAUGAUCCAUAUGAAAUGUUUGUUGUUUUUAAAACAAACAACAACAACAAAACCACCCAUCGUAAAUUUUGUGAAUAUUAGAAUGUAAGCGCGUAACUGAGUAACAGAAAAAGAAUUAUUUAUUUUGGACCUUGGACUUCAUUGUUUCGAAUUAUUAUUUUUUAUUGUUUUAACUUUAAAAUCUGUAGAAUGUAUAAUCAAAACUGUUAGUUGUAAGAGUAGCUAGAGUUAUUGUACAUAGAUAGAUAUAUUUGUCGAUAGAACGAGAGACAGAGACGAAAACUUGAAAAUAUAUUGAUGAAUAUAGAA
This is a messenger RNA of Bradysia coprophila, 2738 nucleotides long. RefSeq names its product tyrosine-protein kinase Dnt-like. The record is from RefSeq and is a predicted model, not a curated record. Gene Ontology annotation, molecular function: ATP binding; protein kinase activity. Gene Ontology annotation, biological process: axonogenesis; multicellular organism development; positive regulation of kinase activity. Lineage: Eukaryota; Metazoa; Arthropoda; Insecta; Diptera; Sciaridae. Gene Ontology annotation, cellular component: signaling receptor complex; plasma membrane.